AUGCAUCCAAAUUUAGCGUAUCAUAAACACCCAAAAUGUCUUGAUGUUAUUCUUCGAUUGGAAGAAUGUCAUAAAUCAGGAUUUUUUAAUAAAUAUUUUGGGGGUUGUAAUGGAAUUAAGAAAGAGUUAAAUGAAUGUUUGACAUUGGAGUAUAAGGAAAUAAGAAAAAAAAAUGCAGAUAAAGCCAAAGAAAACAGGAAAAAAGUUGAAGAAUUAUGGAAAGAAUUCAAUCUUUAA
Rhizophagus irregularis DAOM 181602=DAOM 197198 is the source of this 237-nucleotide messenger RNA. RefSeq lists its product as uncharacterized. The record is from RefSeq and is a predicted model, not a curated record. Lineage: Eukaryota; Fungi; Glomeromycota; Glomeromycetes; Glomerales; Glomeraceae. Gene Ontology annotation, cellular component: mitochondrion.